This is a messenger RNA of Gossypium arboreum, 1992 nucleotides long. RefSeq lists its product as uncharacterized. The transcript has 7 exons. NCBI's taxonomy places the organism in Eukaryota, Viridiplantae, Streptophyta, Magnoliopsida, Malvales, Malvaceae. Gene Ontology annotation, biological process: DNA replication, Okazaki fragment processing. Gene Ontology annotation, molecular function: 5'-flap endonuclease activity; DNA binding. The record is from RefSeq and is a predicted model, not a curated record. Bases 417 to 1580 code for a protein of 387 amino acids.
CUUUACUCUCGUCAAAAUGAAUAAACAAUCGUUUCUCCCUUUCUCUCCGUCAGCCUCAUCCAAUGUUGUAGCUAUCAUAUAAUGAACUACUAAUUAUGCAUUUAAAUAAUAUUAUCAACUUAUAAUGUUUGUAGUUUAGAAGUUAAUUUAUUAUUAUUUCUUUCUUUAUUUUUAUUUUUAACACAAUAAAAACAAUAUAAACUAUAAAUUUAAAAUAAUCAAAAAAAUAUUUUACAUCAAUUUAACCAGAGAUAAUUUUAUAAUUUCGAAUGAAAUUGAUAAAAUAUUCAUAGAUAAAAAUAUAAAAUAUUAAAAUUAUAUACUACAUGUCCAUUUUCGUAUUUAAUCAUUUCUGUUGUUAAAAAGAACUGAAUAAAAAAUGAAGUUUCCAAUGUGAUAGGGAGGAGAUAAGCAAAAUGGUCGAAGUUACAGUGGCAGCCUGGAUUUCUCACGCACCUUGUCUGACCCCAAACUCAUUUCAUUCAAUUUCAAAUGGGAAAUCCAGAAACAAGACAACCAAAGUUGUCCCAACAAGCACCAAAGCAUGGAAGAUUAGAACCGCCGUUGCUGCUUCUUCUUGUUCGUCCUCAGUUUUUGGGUCUUUUAAUCAAACAGUUGGUGGGCAAGUUUUGCGAGAAGGAGAAUGUCUGGAAAAAUAUAAAAAAGAGGGCAAAGGCAAGAAAAGGGUAUUCUUUUUGGACGUUAAUCCGCUUUGUUAUGCUGGAAAUAAACCAAGCUUACAAUCUUUUGGUCACUGGGUUUCUCUUUUCUUCUCUCAAGUCUGCCUCACCGACCCUGUUAUUGCCGUUUUUGAUGGUAACAACUGUAAUGAGCUGCGGAGACGGUUAUUACCUUCAUAUAAAGCGCAUAGGAGGAAAUUCUUUCCACAAUCAACAAUUUCAAAAAAAUAUGUCAGGGGUCAAGUUGGGAGAUCACAGCAGCUCAUCAUGGAUGUUCUUAGAAAAUGCAAUGUGCCAGUCCUAAAAGUUGAAGGAAAUGAAGCAGAUGAUGUUGUGGCCACACUGGUGGAACAAGUUUUAGAAAGAGGAUAUCACGUGGUUAUUGCUUCUCCUGAUAAGGAUUUUAAGCAGCUGAUUUCUGAAAAUGUUCAAAUUGUUAUGCCUUUGGUGGAGUUGAAGCGGUGGUCCUUUUAUACUCUGAAGCACUACAUGGCUCAAUAUAAUUGUGAUCCACAGUCUGACUUGAGCCUUAGAUGCAUCAUGGGUGACGAGGUUGAUGGUGUUCCUGGGAUUCAACAUUUGGUUCCUGGUUUUGGUCGGAGAACUGCCUUAAAGCUUUUAAAAAAGCAUGGUUCACUGGAAAACUUACUAAAUGCAGCAUCAGUGAGAACUGUUGGCAGACAGUAUGCACAAGAGGCCCUCACAAAGUACGCUGAUUAUCUGCGGAGAAAUUAUGAAGUUCUAGCCCUGAGGAGGGACGUUGAUGUUCAUCUUCAAGAAGAAUGGUUGCUUGAAAGGGACACAAGUAACGAUGCAAAUGUUUUAUCUAACUUCUUUAGACUGUUGGAAGAAACUAAUAAAUCUACUCGUGAAAGUAGAUCUAAUUUCUCAAAUGGUUAAGCCCCAAGUGCUGAUGAGAAAUAACAAGAUUGAAAUAAGUAAGAUUUUGGUGAGUGAAAAAUGAAACAACGGCUCAAGGGGCAGUGAUACUUCAAUGAGAGAGCUGGAGAAGCAUUGUGCUUGAACUGAGAAUGAACUGAAUACUAGCAUGUAAGGUAUAGGAAGACUAGGAACUUAAACGAUGCAGGCUUGUGCAGUGUCGAUAAUGUUUCAUUUGAAGAUCGGAAACAUGAGUAGGGUAAAUUCCAAAUACUUGUAAUUCAAGGGGAUAAGGAAUUUAAACUCAAAAUAAUCAUAAUAUUUCAUUGUUAAUUAGUUAAUUUUGGAAUCUGUGUUGUGACAUAAAAUUGUUUAUACAGAUAGCACUGCCUAUAGAAUUGUAAAUUUAAACUAGUUGUGCAUGAGAUGAAAA